Messenger RNA from Fopius arisanus, 5251 nucleotides. RefSeq lists its product as uncharacterized. Gene Ontology annotation, cellular component: neuron projection membrane. The transcript is spliced from 9 exons. The record is from RefSeq and is a predicted model, not a curated record. Gene Ontology annotation, biological process: synapse organization. Lineage: Eukaryota; Metazoa; Arthropoda; Insecta; Hymenoptera; Braconidae. The coding region runs from base 483 to 2363 and encodes 626 amino acids.
UUCUCGGCGCGCAACGUAUUCCGCGCUCUUUCUGCUCACUCCUAUCUCACAUCGAAAAAAAUAUCCAUUCACCCCUAACUUAAUAAAAUAUAUUCAUAUCACCGUAUCAUACCCAUUGAAAAUAGUGCCGUCUAAAUACUUUUUAAUUCCCCAAUUCAAUCUUAUUCUAUUCUAUUAUUUAUUUCCUUUUUCUCCUUCGUUUGGAUUAUAUCACUUGCUUAUGCGAUUUUAUUUGUGACCGGAUCGCGAUUUCAUUAUUUUAAGCGUCUAGUGUGACGGAUUAAAUACUGAUUAUAAAUUUCGUAUGGAAUUAUCUAACAGUGAACUGUGAACUUUUUGUGAGUGAAUUGUGGAUGACAUUAAGGACAACUAUUGGGGAAACAAUGUGGCAUGAUAGUUGAGGGGGUAAGACUGAAAAAAAAUCACGGGAAACAUGGCGGAUGUACCGGAGGGCUGAGUAGAGGGAUAACUAAUUAACUGAAAUGCCGCAGCUGAGUUGGUCUGCACUGGCUGUUAUAGCCGUCUUCGGGGCCAUUUUCAUAAUGGCAAUAUCGGAGACGGAGAGUAGAAGCAGUAGUACAUUUGAAAACAUUCAUCAUCGAGCGAAUAAGAGUGUCACCUCAUCUUCCUCGGGUACACGAUGCUCUGGAAAACAUACAAUCGAAGUCGUCGUGAAUGGCGGUAACUGGAGGACCAUCGACCAAAUAGAAGGUGAUCGUGCUACCACACAUAAACCUGAGAGACUUUCCAUUUACCAGUGGAAAUAUACAAACAGCCCGAGUGAAAGAACGUCCCGAAAAUUAAAAAAAAACGAGAAACUAUUCGUAAAAAUGAAACUAGAGUCGCUAGAAAUUCCAAUCAUCUCACCUGACAUUGGAUUGAGCAAGAGGGAGGUUUACAAAAAAUCUCGUGACAAGAGAACUUUCAAGGAGGACAUUGUCGGGAUGACAGAGGGUCACAGACUAUUCUCAAAUCAAUUGGAGGAGGAUGAAUUGCCGUUUGCCAAGGAUACACUUUUACCACUAGACGAAGAGAAAGCUCUUUCAACAUCAACCGAGUCGUAUGAGACAUCAAAUAGUGAUACAGACACAUCUGGAAGCCACACCGAUACGACAACAGAAAGUGAUAAUGAUGGUAUGGGAAAUCUCUACUCGUCAAAUAGCUCGAUAUUAGUAUCAAUAACAUCUAUAAUAUCUCAAGUAAGAAGUGAAAAGCUGGUGUAUCAGACCAAUACGACAGAAUCCUCUGUCGAUAAUUCAUUUCCUCCUCCAAAUGUCAUUGAUUCAACCGAGGGCACCCUAGAAUCACCGUUGAACGUUUCAACUCAGAGCAAUGCACAGGAUGGCAAGUUUACCCCAGCAAACCGCAAAGAAAAAUCAUGGGAUGGAAGCGCAGUUGACAGUAGAAGUUAUUCGAGAAAGGACCACUCCAAGGCAUCCAUUAAUCUUCUUGAGAGUCAGCCAAAUAAGGUAUUCUAUGAGAUCAAACCCUCGCUCAAUACAGCCAUGGGGGCUGACAAUGAGGCCACCAGCACCUAUAUCCCACCAAUGUGGACAACAAAACACCAUUUUUUGGGAUUUAAACUGCCAAGUGUACCAAGCUCCUUUGGGAAAUUCGGACCUUUCUUCGUGGAUGAGGUGGAUCAUCGUAAUAUCACUGAAAGAAUCGGUAGCAUUGUUCAGCUUGACUGCAGAAUUGGACUCCUCGGAGACAAAAAGGUGACCUGGUUUCAACCCAAUAAGGACUCCAUCCGACUCCUCACAGUUGGAAAUGGCCAGUACAGCGCGGACGAACGGAUUAGCCUCAAAUUCCAAUAUCCCGACAAUUGGAGGCUCCAAAUCGCUUAUGCAACCCUUCGAGACACCGGAAUAUACAAAUGUCAGGUGGAAAUCGAUCCCACCAACUUCAUGGUUAAAACAUACCACGUUCUGGUAACAGCUCCCACUCUGAAUAUAACGGACGAUUCUGGGCGAAUGAUAUCAGGGGAGAGACACCUAAAGGCGGGUAGUACCCUCAGGCUAAGGUGUGAGGGUAGAGAUGUACUAGAGAGACUCAACGAAUCUUUACUAUGGACAAGGGGAGAUGAAAUUCUCACUACAGACGUCAGCGAAAAUAGAACGAGUGAACUAGUGGGCAACAAGGAGAUUCCAGUGAUAUCAAGUAUACUUGUAGUUGAGAAAGCAUCACCAAGACAUACUGGCAACUACAGCUGCAUCGUACCGGAAAGAGCCAAGACCACCAUAGCUGUUCACGUUUUGAACGGAGAACUUCCGGCUGCUGUACAUCAUGGCAGCGGUGUUUCCAGUGCUGUACUCAAUCUCUGGUUAAUUCACUUAACUGUGAGUUACGGAUUUUUCAGAUGACAAUGCUAAGAAACAUGAAUGACGAACUGGAAUUUCGGCUUUCUGGUGGUACCGAGGGGAAUGCUGUGGAUAAGGAUCGACAUCGAAGGUGAAAAAAUGGCGCAAAGCGAAUCCUGUAAUUCAUAUACAUGUACAUAAAUGUAACUUGAGACAGCGCAUACGAGAAGAAACGGAAGAGCGCAAGCAGAUCGUUGGUGCCGAGCUGGCACGAAAAUUUAUAACCAAUAUGCUUUUUCCCCGAGCGGAUGGGGCAUAUUUCAUGAGCGGAAGCUAGUCGUUUCCGCCUUUGAAUUUUCUUCAGCCAUCAUGAAUCACUCCAUUGGUUUUCCUUCAUAUUAUUUAUUUAUCUCUCUCCAUAUUGACAAUUUUCUCACACGAGAAACAAAUGCUUAUUAUUAUUACCCCCUCCUAAUUUAGAUAGGUAAUUGAAUUAAUGAAUAUAUAUUGACUGAUUAGUAAGUACGGAAUAAUCAACGAUUAUUUCCGGUUUGAAUUAUAAAAAAAAAUAAUAGAAAAAUGCUGGUGCGAUUGGUAAUGAAGGUGGAUUGUUAGUGGUUGAAUGGAAAAUGCGAAUGGAGUGAAAAGGCCCGGGAUGAGACACGCAAAGGGCAUUCUGGGGUUGUGGUCUUGUACCAGUGAAUAUAACCCACCUCAUCUUGAUGCGCAAAAUCGGCUCGACCUAAUUAGAGCAAUGGUAACGUAACGCUAAUGGUCCAGAGUUACUGGUCGAUUGGCAUUCAUGAAGAGCCCGUUGCCAACCACCUUCUCACGAUUAACGCUAACCACAUAGUCCUUUCUCACUGAUGAGUCUUGACAGUCUUCAAAGUCCUCACAUUCAUAUUAUUAGUUCAUAUUCCAGGGGAAUAACUCAAUGGCCUCUUGUGUAUUCCAUUUUCCAAUUUCCCAUUGUAUAUUCGAUGAAUGAGAAUUAACUCUGCGUUGGCAAAAAUAUUGUCGGAUUUUGUUUGCACGAGGGUAACGUAUCAGAGACAGAAGGGCGUCAGGGCUCAACAAUAAAUAAAACAUGAGAAACAAGAGCUGAGUGAAUUCAUACAUAUUGCGUCGAUUUUAUCUAUCAAUAAGUAUCAGUCGUAACAAGAUUAUAUUUUUAUAUGUAAAUAUGUCAUUGUUCCUUAUUGUUAUUUCCCUAAGAUAAGUGGAUAUUCACAUAGUUAUUUGAAUUACACGGAAAUACCAGAGGAGAGUACAUUGCUACUGACUUUGUUACAAUUCGGGACCACCCGGUGAGGGGGGAAAAUUCUGUUACGAUCUGCUUUUAAUGUUUUCCAAGAAAAAUUUUCGUCAUUUAAAUUGUACAGUUGAUGGGCACAAAUUAGAGAGCUCUCAACUUUUGUUCUUGUAAAUGUGUUAACUACUAUUUUAAUGACGUUGACCAGUCAGAAUCAAUUUACAUACUGAAAAUACCGAAACGAGAGUGAAUUUUCUAGGGGCGAGAAGUACCAACUGUUACAUCCACCGCGUUGAUUGUAUCAUUAAUUUUUUCAGAUGCUAUGCAACAACUUCGAUCGUUAUUCAGUGAAUACAUUGUUAAUACAAUUGCCAUCAGACCCUGUCUUCACAAUGAUUCCUGAUUAACAAGAUCUGUCUUCACAAUUAUAAGAUAAUCUGAGAGAACCACUUAAUCUGAAUAGAAAAAAUACUUGACCUCGUGUUGAACGCUAGGUGAAUCAUUAAUCAAAUUAAAAUCAUGAAUUUUCCAACGCCCGUUCACCCAUCGUCAGAUAAAAUUACGUCAAUUCAUUGGUAUUUUAUAAACCGAUAACCAUCAAUUGUAAAUACUCAUAUCACAUUUCUCCUUAUUCUAAAUUCAAGUGUAAUCCCCAGCUGUCCGGUACUUUCCAAUUAAACUCGAUUACUUUCUGCGAUUAAAUCCUCCGAGGAUAUAAUUCAUAGGAAUAAAGCUCAAUCAUAAUCCAUCAAUUACACUCGUAAUUCAACUGCAUCCCAGGAAUGAUUUUUCCAUUUUUUUUUCUCUCUUUUUCUACAACAGGUCGUUCUACUUCAACUGGCGGAUGAAAAAAAAAAAAAUUCAAUUGAAAAAUUCUGUAUCGUCAAAUCGAUUGCAGUGAGCAGCAAAGGAGUAAUUUACGGCAUUCGUUUAUUUUCUGUUGGAAAAACUGCUUGAAGCAUUCGAACGAAAAUUCCAUGGACGCAAAACGUGGAGAAUCCGUCUUUUCGUACAUACUCUACUACCACACACUGUGCCCCUGCUUAUAACGUCCAAUCUACUGCUACAAAUAUACGCUCGACAAACCAUGUGUCUCACACUCGAUCACUCGUCCACGUUUGUCCGGAUAUCCCCGGUUCUUCUACUUCCGUAAAUUGCGAUUCCAGCGUACUCUUUUUUUUCAUCCUUUUCCCCCAAGCCUUUGAAAAUGCUUCCCCCAUCGCUUGUGAUGUUCUUUCCAUCUUUUCCGUUUGGCAUGUGUGCGGGAGAAAAAGACAACCCCAUACUUCUUCACUUCUAUUCCCGCUUUCUUUCCAUCUUUUUUUUUUUAUCUUCCAUCGACAGAAAUGGGCCCUCAUCAAUCUCACGAAAUCAUUUCAUCAAGUCCACUCUAAUUCUCGAUGAGAUUCAAUCAAAUUUUUUCAUUCCACUCGACUAUGUGAAAACAUAAUCUCCAACUGAGAGCAUACGUUAUUAUUAUGAAUAUUUCAACUUAUAAUGUCAUUGUAUAGUUGUUUAUAUGUAAAAGAAAAUACAUCCAGGAAUUUAUUGUAAUGGGAAAGUUUAUAAUAUCGCUUUGAACGAUAUAAUUAUAUCAUUGCAAUGCAUGUGAUGAUGGAAUGUUACAUGUAUGAUUACUGUUGGAAUGCGAGAAUGAACAAGUGUUAUUGAACUACUGUACAGGCAAUUGAAUUGUAUA